GCAGAAAUGUCAAAACAGAAUUAUUUCUGUACUACUGCCGACAUUUGGUCUUGCAAAAAUAGAAGCUUUUUGGGUGUAACAGUACAUUGGAUUGAUGACAACUUAGAACGUCGAUCAGCUGCUCUUUCGUGUAGCAGAUUUAAAGGUUUGUGUAUCGAUAGUGCUCUCUAGUUGUAUAAUUCCUAUUUUUUUAAGUGUCCACUCAUUUACCCGGAUUGCUGAAGCAUUAGAUGAAAUUAAUAUUAAGUUUUACUUAAAUUAUAAGAAUAUUGUCAGCACAAUUACUGACAAUGGAAGUAAUUUUGUCAAGGCGUUUAAGGAAUUUGGCUAUGUAACUCCGGAACUUGAUGAUAUGGAUGAUGGUGCUGAAGAUGAUGAAGUUCUCCAGUUCGAAUAUAUAUCCGAAGGCGAUAGGAAUGAUCAGGAUAAUAUUAAUAUAAUUCUUCCUCGUCAUCUUCGAUGUGCUAGUCACACCUUAAACCUCAUAGCAACUACCGACAUGAAAAAUAUUUUACAGAAAAACACUAUAUUACGCAGCAGAAAUAUUCACGCCAUUAAUAAAUGUUCUUUGUUGUGGAAUAAGGCUAACAGGCCAAAAUCAGCUGAAGUUAUAAAAGGGGUGUUGGGACAUGCGCUUUCAACACCUGGAGUUACACGAUGGAAUUCUUUGUAUGACUCUAUAACACAAAUUUUGAAAGAAAAAGAAAAAUUGCCGGUUUUGUUCAAAGAAUUGGAUUUAAAUUCUAGUUUUAAGGAUGCAGAAUUAGCGUACUUAGAGCAAUACGUCAACAUCAUGAAGCCAUUAGCGCAAACAAUAGAUUUAUUGCAGGUGUGUAAUUUAACUUUAAAGGCAUACCUUUAAAGUAUGCCUUUACGAUUUUGCCUUACAAGCGCUUACCUGACCGCAUGGGCGCUUGGUCUACCCUCUCUUUUGUCAUAUGCUAAUAUAUCUUUUGCCGAUAGUACAUUUCGGCGUUAUAAGCAGAUAGCAGAUAAGCAGUAUACAUGAAUUUUAUGAAUGAUAAGUUUAUGAAAUUGCAAUGUUUUUCAUUUUUAUAUUAAAAAUUUCAUCGAAAGUGAAUAAAAAUAUAAUAUGGCAUGUGAAUUAUAGAUUUAAAUACGUUAAAGAUUAUAAUUCACCCAAAGAAACGUUCUGAUAACUUUUUAGUUAUUCAGUAAAUUUAUUUUUGUUAUUCAGUUAUGAUGUUUUAGGGGGAAGAGUGCUGU
Onthophagus taurus is the source of this 1227-nucleotide messenger RNA. Lineage: Eukaryota; Metazoa; Arthropoda; Insecta; Coleoptera; Scarabaeidae. The record is from RefSeq and is a predicted model, not a curated record.